GCGUGGUGUCAAUAAAGUUAGGUUGUUGAGACUGAGGCGGCCCCGGCGAUGGCGGCGGUGAAGGUCGCCUUCGGAGUCCGGGCGUUGAGUUCGGGAGUCCGGAACUCGCUCUGGAAGCUGGGCCGCCUCAGCCACGUAGCGGUGGCAGUGCCGGAGAUGGAGCGGGCCCGUGCCUUUUACCGGGAGGCGCUGGGCGGCCGGGUGGGCGAGCCAGUGGCUCUGCCCGAGCACGGCGUCAGCGCGGCCUUCGUGGAGCUGGGCAACACCAAGUUGGAACUGCUGGAGCCGCUGGGCGAGCGCAGCCCGAUCCUCGGCUUCCUCCGCAAGAACCCUGGCGGCGGCAUCCACCACAUUUGUCUGGAGGUGGACCACAUGGCCGCCGUCCUUCAGCAGCUGCGGGCCCAGCAGGUGCGUACCCUGAGCCCGGAGCCUCGGCUCGGAGCCCACGGCAAACCUGUUAUCUUCCUUCACCCCAAGGACUGCGGCGGCGUCCUGCUGGAACUGGAGGAGGCGUGACAGCCGUCCCUGCGUCGCCCGCAAGACCAGUAGAUACUUUCAACGCGAGUCAUUGACCACCCACCCGCUUCGAAAGGAGACAAGAGAAGGCAAAUGCUGGUUCCGACUGAUCCUGAUGCAGGGUUACGAUCCCCAAAUGAGUGGACAGUUUCUCUCCUCCCUAAAAUUCUGCUCGAUCCCCAGAGUUCUUCGGGCAGAAUGUUGCUCGUUGAGAUCAAUUAUUUAUUCAUCUGCUCUAUCUAUUGAUGCUAUCUACCCUGUUCUGCGUGUUCUGUUAAUAUCACCCAACGCCCUGAGCUUUCCUUCAGCACCAGGAUUAAUCCAAAUUCGCCGGAGAUUUUUCAACGCUGAGAGCGGCUGGCAACUCUUAAUCUCGUCAGGCAUCGUCUCUGAGAAGGAGAACAGUUUUGACUGGAAGCAGUAUCGCUGUUUCACUUUUGACCGACUUGCCUGCUUUGCUGAGUGUUCGCAGCAUUUUUUACUUUUGUUUAGGAUUUCUGGUAAAGUUUUCGACUCACUUGCAGAUUAACUGGUGUUUUACUUUGAAUAGCUACGUCAGAUUGGGCUAAAGCUUCAAAUGGGAUUUUUCUUUCCUCGCCAGGAAUGCUCAGUCGACCAGUAAAUAGUUCUCCAAUGACUGCUAGGGGAUUGGAGUGAGGGUGUCUAUAACUUAUUUAAUUAUUCUGAAUUUUGUGCCAUAGCCUUUACAGAUCAUUGGAAAUAAAGGCUGGGAAGUUUGUACAAUUUAUUUUUAAAUGUAUGCUUCUGUAUAAUGGUCAAAUCAAAUAUUAAAUUGGUAUUCUGUACUCUUCAAAAUGCUGUUUAAAAAUUCAAAUCAAAGCAAUGCUUAAACAAACUUGU
Molecule: messenger RNA, 1377 nt
Organism: Mobula hypostoma (lesser devil ray)
Lineage: Eukaryota; Metazoa; Chordata; Chondrichthyes; Myliobatiformes; Myliobatidae
Gene: mcee
Product: methylmalonyl CoA epimerase
Exons: 1
Coding region: 49-516 (155 amino acids)
Biological process (GO): L-methylmalonyl-CoA metabolic process
Cellular component (GO): mitochondrion
Molecular function (GO): methylmalonyl-CoA epimerase activity
Source: RefSeq, a predicted model, not a curated record